This is a messenger RNA of Spea bombifrons (plains spadefoot toad), 1995 nucleotides long. It is a transcript of the gene VGF, whose product is annotated as VGF nerve growth factor inducible. The record is from RefSeq and is a predicted model, not a curated record. Bases 60 to 1682 code for a protein of 540 amino acids. Gene Ontology annotation, molecular function: neuropeptide hormone activity. NCBI's taxonomy places the organism in Eukaryota, Metazoa, Chordata, Amphibia, Anura, Pelobatidae. The transcript is spliced from 2 exons.
CCAGAAAGAGAGAGAGAGGCAGAGAUACAGAGACAGCACCAAGAUUGCAUAGAACAAAAAUGUUCCGCACUCCCCCCUUCCUGCUCAUCCUUUCCCUCAACCUUCUGCACGCCCCUUUCCUUUAUACCAUCCCUUUGGUGGAGGAGCAAAGACACCAGACCAUCCAUCAUACCUCCCACAGGGAUCCUGCUCCUUUUUCUCAACUCGAGGGACACCAGGAAGCUCCCCUGCUCUCACAAAGCCAGCAAGACAAGGAAGACAUACAGGAGAGGACAACACCUCAGAUGCUUUCCCCAUCUGCUUCAGAUGAGGGAGAUGAGUUAUUUAAGGACAUCAGCCCCAAAGCUUUGGCUGCUGUGCUUCUACAAGCACUUAAUCAAAAUGGAGAGGAGCAAGCCACUUCUACAGUGGAAGAGAGGAAGGUCCCUGAAGACCAACAAUCUGAAAAAGAGAUGCAGGAUAGUCUGACAGAAAGUGUGAUGAGCAGAACACGAAGUUCUGAGAAAGAGCAGGAGAGCAGUGAAGAUGACAAGAUGGGGAAUGAAGGAGACUUAGAGACUGUGAAGUCAUUAUUACAAGAGCUGGAAACCUUUGAACCCACACCUAACAGAGAGCAGCAACCCAGUGAGGACACACUCCCAGACAAUAAAGACCUGGAGGAAUUGAAAGAACUUUUAGGAUUGGAAGAACCAAGAGAGGAGGAGAAAAGGAGCCCUCAAAAGCCUGUUCCACACACACCAAGGAAGUCUGAAGGAGAGGAAGAGGAAUUGGCUGGGGUGGCCCAGGAUCUUCUACUCCAAUACCUCCUGAAUGGAGGAGAAAAUGAUGCUGAACAGACAGAGGAUGAUGAUGAAACCAAAGAGGAGGAGGAAGAUGAUUACCAAGAAGGCGACUUCAUGGGUGGCCAGCGGCCCCUUUUUGAGGAUGAGGAAGAGGGAAAUAAACAAGAUAAGAGAUCUAAAGAUUAUGAUGUGGAAGAGGUUGACCCUCAAACCAUUGAUAAGCUGAUUGAACUCUCCAGCCGCUUACAUCUCCCAGCUGAUGAUGUAGUUGAUAUAAUUAGUGAUGUAGAGAAAAGGAAGAGGAGGAGAAUGAAAAAGAAGAAGGCAAGAGAUGACUUCUUAGGAAGAAGGGAAAAGACUAGGACUCCACCACAAUCCUGGCCAGAUACCCCUAAACAUGUCUACUACCCCAGAAGGAGGCUGGAACAGGAACCAACAUGGAAUAAGGUUUCACAGCCUGUUUGGAAUAAGGUUCCAGCAACAAAGUGGAAAAAAAUGUCACAGCCAUCCUGGAAAAAGGUUCCAGAGCCAACAUGGAAUAAAGUGAAGUCACCAACCUGGAAAAAGGUUCCAGAGCCAACAUGGAAAAAGGUUCCAGAGUCAAAAUGGAACAAAGUGCAAGAUUCUAACUGGAAUAAUGGUCAAGAUUCUAACUGGAAUAAUGGUCAAGAUUUCAACUGGAAUAGUGUUUUUGAGCCAACCCCUCGAAGGUACCGCACACGACCAUCCUCGUACUCCAACUAUAUUCGUCCUAGAGCCUUCCAAACACCUCCUCGAUAUUACUACAAGCCUCCUGUCCCACAGAGGGAGGAUUACUAUGAUGAAGACCAGGACAAGCAGGAGGAGAUGGAGAACUAUAUUGAGAGGAUCCUGCUUACACAUCCUGAGGUCUUCCAGUGAGACAAAUUCCCCAAGCCCAAUUAAUACCACUUAACAACUUGACCCAGUUAGUAGAUCCAACUCAAUACCAUUCAACACAAAAUAUGCAUCUAGAACCUAAUUUAAUUAAGUUCAGUUGAACUUCAUUCAGCCCAGGUCAAGUGAGCUCAACUCAUCAAGCACAGUGUACAUAUAUUUAUAUAUAUGUAUACAAAUACAACGUUCCGGAUGUGAGUGUCCAAAAGCAUCAGUGUUUCAACCGAACUCUAUUAUGACAAAAAAAUUCCCUUGAAAUCUAGCAUUACAAAAAAAUGAAAAAAAAAAUAAAUAAAAA